AUGAUGCUUCUGGAGACAAACAGCUCGGGACUGAUGCUAUGCAAUGCCAAAGCAGUUGUCCUGGCAGCCGCACAUCUCUACAGCGCAACCAAGCUCAUUCAAGCAUCGAGCGAGCCAUGGGAGGAUAUGGACUUCGUUGUUGACCGUGAGAACGAGGUUGCUCCUUUCGUUUCGCCUGGUGAUGGCUCUGUGAACAAUGCCGCAACGCAGUACUGCCUCGCCAUGGGGUUCAAAGUCAAGCAGCUCGCUGGCAAGGGACGAGUCAAAUUUCCAAAGGAAACGAAAGACCACCUGAAGCUGACCAACACAUCACGAUUCGUCCCUGAAGGCUCUGGUAUUACAGACCCACACUCAACCAGACAUCGCCACGAAGCUGCUACAAGAAGCACACUAGUCCACAAAAAGGGCGUGGACUUGAGCCGUCUCUACUCAGCCCUCAAGGUCUACGCCAAGACACACGGAAUGCAAGACCCUGCCAUCGCCAAACAACGGAAGGAGACCCGAAAGCUCAGUACAAGCCAGCUCCUCACCGUAAUUCAGGAGAUUCUGCUCGGCGACGACGUCUACCUACACUUCAACCUCUAUCACUUCUACACGAACGUGCUCACUAUCAUGCACAAGGUCCGCGAGGCAUACUACAAGCACCCGAGCAGCGUAAGCAAAUCACACGACCUAUCUAUCGCCGCGAUCGUCAAUGAGAUCCUCUGGGAUGCCGGCCAAGUCGAGAAAGCUGGACGCAGUAUGGGCAACACGAUGCUCUACCAAGUCGGUGAGAUGAUCGACUUCGCUGCGCCCCUCCGCAACAUACUCUACGACUUCAUCCCUCCCCAACCCCCACUCACACACCACCCUCACCUACCUCUUCCCCCAAGCAAAGCUUCAACACAAUCCCCGACCCCACACCCCACCCGACCCCACCCCACCCCACAACCGCGCUUCCCGGCAAACACACACACCACGAAACCCUCAACCUCUACCACCGCCACAGCACCUUCAACUUCCACCUCCACAGCGGGGCAGCACAACAGCCAGAGCGACACCCACUGUCGGAACCGCGCCAAGAGGUCCGAGACGUUGUGUUCAGACCCCGGGACUACCGCAUGCAUCCGGCGGGGGAAGAGCGCGUUUUGGGUAUCAGAGCUGGCGCGAUGA
Fulvia fulva is the source of this 1152-nucleotide messenger RNA. RefSeq lists its product as uncharacterized. The transcript has a single exon. The record is from RefSeq and is a predicted model, not a curated record. Lineage: Eukaryota; Fungi; Ascomycota; Dothideomycetes; Mycosphaerellales; Mycosphaerellaceae. The coding region runs from base 1 to 1152 and encodes 383 amino acids.